This is a messenger RNA of Adineta ricciae, 1452 nucleotides long. The record is from the annotation of a GenBank genome assembly. Lineage: Eukaryota; Metazoa; Rotifera; Eurotatoria; Adinetida; Adinetidae.
AUGAGCGGCAUCGUCGUCGUCGUCGUUUUACUUCCAUGUUUGGAACGAACGAGAAACGAAGAAAAAGAGGUUCAUUCAUUUUUUCCUCUUUCAUCGGCUACUACUAUUAAACUACUAUCAUCUUUAUCCUUCGUGUUUUGUGAGCAUCGCACACUGACAAAAAAAACAUCAGUAGUUUUGAAUAAAUUGCCACCAGCUAAUGAUGAUGGAGAAGAUGAAUAUGACGAAGAUGGUGAAGAAGGCGACGACGACGACGAUUCAGCGACUACUCCAGCGGGUGCAGGUCUUCCACUGACAACUACUGAAAAUCAAUUUGAAAAGGCUAAAGCAAUUGGAAAAGACGUCAUCGAAAAAGUACCGAUGCCACCUUGGGCUACAAUUAUCCUCGUUAUUAUUGUUCUUCUUGCAUUAUGUGCGUGUAUCGCAUGUUGUAUACGUCGAACGUGCCGAAAGUUAUGGAAGAAGAAAGGAGUCAAAGGAGGCAAAGGUAUUGAUUUGCAAGCUGUCAAAACUUUCGGCUUACACAAAGAAAAGGUUCAACCUGACAUUGAAGAACUAACACCGAAUAUGGAAGAUAAUGAAGAUGCCGAUUCGAAGAAAAGUGAAGCACCUAAUUUAGGGAAAUUAGAAUACUCGCUUGACUACGACUUUCAAAAACAAGAACUUAAAGUUGAAGUCAUCCAAGCUCAAGAAUUACCGGCAAUGGAUAUGAGUGGUACCUCGGAUCCAUAUGUGAAAGUUUAUGUUCUACCCGAUAAGAAGAAAAAAUUCGAAACGAAAGUUUAUCGCAAAACACUAAAUCCUGUUUUCAAUGAGACCUUCAUAUUUAAAAAUUUGGCUUAUGGUGAAAUUGGCGGAAAAACAUUGGUCUUUGCUGUGUACGACUUCGAUCGAUUUUCAAGGCAUGAUCAAAUUGGUGAAGUACAAAUUGCGUUGAAUACAGUCGAUUUAGGCAAAGUUAUACGCGAGAUAAAGGAUUUAUCACCUCCACCAGGAGAUAAAGAAGCAGAAAAUAAAUUAGGUGACAUUUGCUUUUCACUUCGAUAUGUACCAACAGCUGGUAAAUUAACCAUUACUAUACUCGAAGCAAAGAACUUGAAAAAGAUGGAUGUCGGUGGCCUUUCUGAUCCAUACGUUAAACUAUCGUUAAUGAUGAAUGGUAAACGGUUGAAAAAGAAGAAAACAUCGAUUAAAAAAUGUACAUUAAAUCCAUAUUAUAACGAAUCAUUUACAUUUGAAGUACCCUUUGAGCAAAUUCAAAAAGUACAAUUAGUCGUUACUGUUGUCGAUUAUGAUCGUAUCGGCACAUCUGAACCGAUUGGUAAAGUUGUUUUGGGUUGUAAUGCGACCGGCACUGAAUUACGGCAUUGGUCUGAUAUGCUCGCAUCACCGCGACGACCGAUCGCCCAAUGGCAUUCUUUGAAAGAUCCGGAAGACGGCAAACCAUCAUAA